GUGAGAAGUUAACGUAAAUAAAGCGUUUGGUUGAUGGUGACGUGCGGCAGUAUAAAACAGUCUGACCCGGAUAACGACCCGAUCAAAGAAAACAUGAGUUUGAAAGGAAAGGUUGCCGUGGUAACGGGGUCCACGACUGGGAUUGGUUACGGCAUUGCAACGGCUUUGGCGGCGCGAGGUAGUGCUCUCAUCAUAACGGGACUGGCAGACCAAGAUACCAUCGACCGCGUCAUCGGAACCAUAAAAAGUGAACACAAAGUUGAUGCGACGUUCGUACCAGGAGACCUGUGUUCUGUGACGUCAUUAGAAAGGCUCUGUAAAAAGGUUCUGGAGCUGUAUCCUGGGGGAGUUGACAUACUGAUCAACAAUGCCGGUAUUCAGCAUCUUGACUUAGUAGAGAACUACCCGACAGAGAAAUGGGACUCAAUGAUGGCCGUGUCCUUGUCCGCGCCAUUUCAUCUGAUGAAAGCAUUCAUCCCCGGAAUGAAGGCCAAGGGCUGGGGAAGGAUUGUUAACAUGUCUUCCCAAAUGGCGAUGAUCAGUGGACCAGGAAAGGCCCCGUAUAGUGCUGUAAAGGCAGGCCUCGUAGGACUGUCCAAGGGAGUGGCGUUAGAAGGAGCGGCUCACGGAGUUACCUGUAACUGUAUAUGCCCCGGCUUUGCAGAUGCACCAAUGUUCACCACAACCGCUAAGAAAAUCGCAAAGGAACAAAACAUAUCGACGGAGGAAGCUUUGAGGAUUGGUUUCGCAAAAAACCCAAUAGGAAAACCAGUCAAGAUAUCCGAGAUUGCAGAGCUGGCGAUGUUCAUGUGCUCUGAAGCCGGGGCUAGUAUGACGGGGUCAGCGGUCGUCAUGGAUGCAGGAUUUACGUCACAAUGACACCUAGCAUCGUUGCCAUAGUGAUUUAAAUGUUAAACCUGAUACUAAUUUACAGUUUUACGAUCUUAUCUUGAUCGAAGUCAUUAGUAAUUAUCGCUUAACGUGAUAUUCUGUGAUCUAAACGUACAUCAAUAAUUGGUUAAAUUGUAUGAUUAAUAUAUAUGGCGGUAGGUUCCAUUUGUUUUAAAAAAUAAAAACUGAUAUGU
Molecule: messenger RNA, 1085 nt
Organism: Mizuhopecten yessoensis (Yesso scallop)
Lineage: Eukaryota; Metazoa; Mollusca; Bivalvia; Pectinida; Pectinidae
Product: D-beta-hydroxybutyrate dehydrogenase-like
Exons: 9
Coding region: 34-879 (281 amino acids)
Source: RefSeq, a predicted model, not a curated record